Molecule: messenger RNA, 1504 nt
Organism: Cercocebus atys (sooty mangabey)
Lineage: Eukaryota; Metazoa; Chordata; Mammalia; Primates; Cercopithecidae
Gene: BST1
Product: bone marrow stromal cell antigen 1
Exons: 10
Coding region: 164-1177 (337 amino acids)
Biological process (GO): positive regulation of B cell proliferation
Cellular component (GO): plasma membrane
Molecular function (GO): NAD+ nucleosidase activity; phosphorus-oxygen lyase activity
Source: RefSeq, a predicted model, not a curated record
UAGACUGGAACGGGAAACGGAAAACAGCAAGGUUUUCCUCCGACCAGCGAGAGUCGCUCCGACGAGCGAGAGUCCCGCCCCGCAUCAGUUUGCGGAGCCGCCUUAGUAGAAGGAGAGAAGGGGAGUCGAGGAGGCACGGGACUGGAGGGACCGAAGUUCCCCGAUGGCGGCCCGGGGGUGCGCGGUCUCGCGGCUGCUCCAGCUUCUGCUGCUGCUGCUGCUGCUACUGCCGCUGCUGGCUGAGGGCGGGGCGCCCGCGCCGUGGCACGGGGAAGGCACCAGCCCACAGCUGCGGGACAUCUUCCUGGGCCGCUGCGCCGAGUACCGCGCACUGCUGAGCUCGGAGCAGCGGAACAAGAACUGCACAGCCAUCUGGGAAGCCUUUAAAGUGGCGCUGGACAAGGAUCCCUGCUCCGUGCUUCCCUCGGACUAUGACCUUUUUAUUAACUUGUCCAGGCACUCUAUUCCCAGAGAUAAGUCCCUGUUCUGGGAAAAUAGCCACCUCCUUGUUAACAGCUUUGCAGGAAACACCCGUCGUUUUAUGCCACUGAGUGAUGUUCUGUAUGGCAGGGUUGCAGAUUUCUUGAGCUGGUGUCGACAGAAAAAUGCCUCUGGACUCGAUUACCAAUCCUGCCCUACAUCAGAAGACUGUGAAAAUAAUCCUGUGGAUUCCUUUUGGAAAAGGGCAUCCAUCCAGUAUUCAAAGGAUAGUUCUGGGGUGAUCCACGUCAUGCUGAAUGGUUCAGAGCCAACAGGAGCCUAUCCCAUCAAAGGUUUUUUUGCAGAUUAUGAAAUUCCAAACCUCCAGAAGGAAAAGAUUCCACGAAUUGAGAUCUGGGUUAUGCAUGAAAUUGGGGGACCCAAUGUGGAAUCCUGCGGGGAAGGCACCACGAAAGUCCUAGAAAAGAGGCUGAAGGACAUGGGGUUCCAGUACAGCUGCAUUAAUGAUUACCGCCCCCAAGACUGUGGACCUGCUGAUUCUGCAAGGGGCUGGAAUCCAACACUGAAAAAACCAGUGAAGCUCUUACAGUGUGUGGACCACAGCACUCAUCCUGACUGUGCCUUAAAUUCGGCAGCAGCCACUACUCAAAGAAAAGCCCCAAGUCUUUAUGCAGAACAAAGUGCGGUUCUUAUCAUUCCCCUCCUUCUGGUGCUGGCUUCCGGGACUCAACUGUAACUGGGAACUGUGUUGCUCUAACCCUCCUCCAGCCCUGCAGCCUCCCCUUGCAAUCAUCUUUCCUGUUCUGUGUAUACCAAAUGAUUCUGUUGUCUAAAGAAGCUCUUUGCGGGCAAAACGAUGUCCUGAAAUGGUAUUUCAAUGAGACAUAUGCGCAGGAUUUCAGAAACAAGAAAUUAGUUCUAUUUAGCAGGUUUAAAAAUGCUGCAUUAGAAUUAAAGCAAGUUAUUUUCUUACUUUUAUAAUGACACAAAGCACUGGGAGUCAGACUGCUUGUAUAUUAUCAAACAUUUUUAGAGAAUUCUAAUAAAGCUGUAUUUUACAUCA